AUGGACGGUCAACGCCCGCAGGUCCCUUACCAUCCCAAUUUCGCACAUGGCUACGAGUUGUUCAUCACGCCGAACCUCAGCGGACAAGGCGCAUCUUUUCCGACUUCGUUUUCUCUCGAAGUGACGUCGACAACGGAAGACUACAACGACGGCUCGUCCUUCACGUUCAGCCCUGGCAACGCCGCGACGACGCUCAGUCUCUCUCCGCCCCCUUUCAGCGGCCGUUCGCCUGUCGGUUUACCGUGGCCAGCUCGUAGUGAUCACUACUCGGAUGAGCCGCAACUCUCUGCCCACGUCAUCGAGCCCCCGCACCACCGUCAACCUGACGAUGACGAAAGCGGUAUCAUACGUGUCACUGUGCUACCACGCCAGCCGGACCUCGAUGCGCCCGGGUUCCUCAGGAGCAAGCUUGGAGAGGCGAAGUGGGAUCUGUUCCGUACUCCCGUGCAGGACCGCCGACCACUUGUCUCUCGAGGACCAAGUAGGUCCGAUGGAGAGAGAUCCCCGUCCGUCUCUAUAUAUUCGUACCUACUCAAGGCCGAAUGUGUCAAGGAAGUUCUUCGCGCGUUCCUCCCCCACACAUAUAGCUCCGAGCGAUCCGCCACCAUUCGUCAUACGUGCCCUAAGGGGUAUGUGCGUCUGACACGCCCCGCGAUCCUUGAACUCGCGGGCUGGUCGAAUUCUCAGUUUGGUGCUUGGCAGCGGCGCAUUGAAGCAAUAUAUGUUUACGCUCCCUAUCAUGCUGUGUUCGCCGAGCUCAAGACUACGCUGUACAGACUGCUCUAUGGAGAUCUCGAUCCGGACUUCCCCCCUGCUUCCCCGUCAGGCAUAACGGGCAAGAACAUCGAGACCCUCAUGUCAGAAGUUAGAAGCCUGACCAGCGUAGAGCCUUACCUGCGGGGCAAUCGCUCUUGUCUGGAUGCAUUUUGUGCUCCUGACCUAGAGCCUGCCCGCCUACGAGAACUGGGAAACCCUAUGUAUCAACCACAUAUACCAUCAAGCGUACGACCUGAUGCCGACCAGAGGUGGAAGCAGAAGCAGACGGGCAACCCUGAGCCUGAGUCAGGCCCGUCCGUGUCAUCCAGUGCGUCUACUGGGGGCGUAUCAGUGGGCACGCGCUCAGCUUCAGACUCAUCUGCUGAAAGUCUUCGUCAUGUCGGUGUCCAAGGCUCACGAACUCCGCGCGCCGCUAGUCCGAGACUCUCAUGUCUUCCUGAUUCCGACUUCUCUCGAAGGACUGAAAUCGACCACGGAGCCCAACGUCGCUCGUUACAUGCGCCCGGAAUCCCCCUCUCCGCUGCGACAUAUGCUUCUUCUUCCUUUCCCACCAAUAACGGCGCUGGGCAACGUAUCCAAGACCAAGCACCCAAUGAAUGGGUUCGGUUCUCGGUCAACCCUCUCUACAGCUACGGUCGUUAUGACUAA
This is a messenger RNA of Peniophora sp. CBMAI 1063, 1425 nucleotides long. Lineage: Eukaryota; Fungi; Basidiomycota; Agaricomycetes; Russulales; Peniophoraceae. The record is from the annotation of a GenBank genome assembly.